Cucumis melo (muskmelon) is the source of this 1674-nucleotide messenger RNA. RefSeq names its product glycerol-3-phosphate acyltransferase RAM2-like. The record is from RefSeq and is a predicted model, not a curated record. Gene Ontology annotation, molecular function: glycerol-3-phosphate 2-O-acyltransferase activity; phosphatase activity. Gene Ontology annotation, biological process: cutin biosynthetic process. Gene Ontology annotation, cellular component: membrane. The transcript is spliced from 2 exons. Lineage: Eukaryota; Viridiplantae; Streptophyta; Magnoliopsida; Cucurbitales; Cucurbitaceae. The coding region runs from base 1 to 1536 and encodes 511 amino acids.
AUGGCGGAAGGUAAGGAUCAACAACCUUUCAUGAACCAAAAUACCUUUCCGACAAUUGAUCGAUGCUCGUCCAUCGGUCGGGAGAAACAUACGGUUGUCGCCGACAUGGACGGAACGUUGCUUUGUGGUCGUAGCUCUUUCCCUUACUUUGCCCUCAUUGCAUUUGAGGCUGGUGGAGUCUUGAGGCUUUUGUUCUUGCUGUUGGCCUCUCCGAUUGCUGGAAUUUUAUACUAUUUCAUUUCUGAGUCAGCUGGAAUUCGUGUGCUUAUAUUUUCAACAUUUGUCGGGAUGAAGGUUUCCGACAUCGAGUCAGUGGCGCGUGCAGUUCUACCAAAGUUCUACGCACAUGACUUGCACGUGGAGACAUGGAGGGUAUUCUCGUCAUGUGGAAAACGCUGCGUUUUAACCGCAAACCCCAGAAUCAUGGUGGAACCAUUUCUCAAGGAUUUCUUAGGCGCUGACAUGGUCAUCGGUACUGAAAUUCACACGAUCGGUCAGCGAGCCACCGGUUUAAUUCAAAGCCCUGGAAUCAUAGUCGGGAAGAACAAGGCUAAAGCAGUCCAACAAAUUACUCAGCCGGACAUUGGGAUCGGUGACCGCCAAACCGAUUACCCCUUUAUGAAGCUCUGCAAAGAGGGGUAUGUAGUUCCGGCGAAGCACGAGGUUAAGCCGGUCACCGUUGAUAAAUUGCCUAAGCCAAUCGUGUUCCACGAUGGCCGAUUGGUUGUAAAACCCACGCCGUUUGUGGCGUUGAUUUUAAUUCUGUGGAUUCCAGUGGGAUUCGUUCUCGCUUGCUUGCGAAUGGCCGCUGGUUCUCUUCUUCCGAUGCCGAUUGUGUACUAUGCGUUUUGGGCUCUUGGCGUUCGGGUAGAAAUCAGAGGUACACCACCACCUCCGGCGAAGAAAUCCACCGGCCAAACUGGCGUCCUUUUCAUAUGUUCACAUCGAACCCUCCUCGAUCCAAUCUUUCUCUCAACUGCCCUCGGUCGUCCCAUCCCCGCCGUGACGUACUCCAUCUCCCGUCUCUCAGAGAUUAUUUCUCCAAUUAAAACCGUCCGCCUAAGUCGCGACAGAGCAGCCGACGCCGCAAUGAUCAAGAACCUACUGCAAGAAGGUGACUUAGCAAUAUGCCCAGAAGGGACGACAUGUCGGGAGCCAUUCCUACUCCGAUUCUCGGCACUGUUCGCGGAGCUAACCGACGAGAUUGUCCCGGUUGCAAUGUCGAACCGGAUGAGCAUGUUCCAUGGGACGACGGCGAGAGGAUGGAAGGGGAUGGACCCGUUUUACUUCUUCAUGAACCCAAGUCCGGUGUAUGAAGUGACGUUUUUGAACAAAUUACCGUAUGAACUCACUUGUGGCGGCGGCGGAAAAUCGAGCCAUGAGGUGGCGAAUUACAUUCAGAGGAUGAUCGCUGCAACGUUGUCUUAUAAGUGCACCAAUUUCACCAGAAAAGACAAGUACAGAGCUCUCGCCGGAAAUGAUGGCAUUGUUCCUGAGAAAUCAAAGGUUCAAUCUACGAAGAUAAUGGGUUGCUAGAGAUUCAUGGUGAAACUUUAAAUUAAGUUGUGUAGCCCAAUAACAUUAUAGAAUUGUAUCGAAAGAUAUACGAAUUUGGGAUGGUUUUUUUCCCUUUAAAUUUUACAAGCUAUCAAAUUGGGAGAAAUUUCGCAAGAA